Molecule: messenger RNA, 1044 nt
Organism: Polypterus senegalus (gray bichir)
Lineage: Eukaryota; Metazoa; Chordata; Cladistia; Polypteriformes; Polypteridae
Product: serine/threonine-protein kinase pim-2-like
Exons: 8
Coding region: 1-1044 (347 amino acids)
Biological process (GO): protein autophosphorylation; negative regulation of apoptotic process; regulation of mitotic cell cycle
Cellular component (GO): cytoplasm
Molecular function (GO): ATP binding; protein serine/threonine kinase activity
Source: RefSeq, a predicted model, not a curated record
AUGGGUGGUUACCGUAAGACAAGAACAAGAAAAAUCAAAAAGAUUAAGACUGAUGCGAAAGAUAAGGAAGGACAUGGCACAACACUGAAACAUCUUGAGGAGUUUGACUCUAGCAGCUCUGAUGUCGACUCAGAGGAAGCCAGCAGGAACAAUAGGCGGCGUGAUGAUCUCUCCUCAUCUGGAGCGCGUUCUGGAGCAUGCAGCACAUCCUCUCGAUCAGUUUCAGAGUCUGACGAUGCCAAGGAUUGGAUAGCCUACUUGGAAGAUUACGAUGUUGAGUCGCUGCUAGGAAAAGGAGCCUUUGGAGAGGUGUAUGCUGCGAGAAAGAAACUAAAUGGUGUUCCGGUGGCCAUUAAAAUCAUGACCAGAGACUCAGUUGCAGAUUGGAUCCAAAUGCCUGGUGAGCAGCAGUUGAUCCCACUGGAGGUGGCACUUAUGAAAAUGGCGGGCAGAUCUCCAUCAUCUUCGCUUGUGAUUCAACUCCUGGACUGGUGUAUGGAUCCCUAUGAUGUGUUGCUGAUCCUCGAGCGGCCCGAGCCCUGUAUGGAUCUGCGCGAUUUUGUCUUUGAGAGCGAGGAAUACCUGGAGGAGCCCCUGGUGCAGCACAUUUUCCGUCAGAUUGUGGAAGCCGUGAAGCACUGUCACUCUAGAGGUGUAUUCCACAGAGACGUAAAGAUGAACAAUAUCCUGAUCCAGCUCCACACUUGCCAAAUCAAACUCAUUGACUUUGGCUGUGGCGCUCAACUUCAGGAGGGCGAAUACAACAGCUAUAGGGGAACACUUGAAUAUGCUCCUCCUGAGUGCUUUAUUGAGCAAAGAUACCUUGCUGUGCCUGCUACUGUCUGGUCUCUUGGUGUGGUCCUCUAUGCUCUUGUUUGUGGGUUCUUACCCUUUGAGACAAGAGAAGAAACCAUCAAAGGCAAAGUCACGUUCCCUCGAAAAGUCUCCAGAGCAUGCCGUGAUCUUAUUAGGCGCUGUUUGUCACAUGGCCCCAAGGACCGACCUUCCCUACAGGACAUUACGAAACAUUCCUGGAUGAUUUGA